Messenger RNA from Meyerozyma guilliermondii ATCC 6260, 378 nucleotides. RefSeq lists its product as uncharacterized. Gene Ontology annotation, molecular function: DNA binding. The record is from RefSeq and is a predicted model, not a curated record. The transcript has a single exon. Bases 1 to 378 code for a protein of 125 amino acids. NCBI's taxonomy places the organism in Eukaryota, Fungi, Ascomycota, Pichiomycetes, Serinales, Debaryomycetaceae. Gene Ontology annotation, cellular component: cytosol; nucleus.
AUGGACGACUCGGAACUAAAUGCAAUCCGCUCCGCGCGGUUGGCGGAGUUGCAGAAGAACACAGGUCAGGCGCCAGCAGCAGAUUCCAGAAAAGAUGAUGUCAAAACUUCCAUGCUCGCACAGGUUCUUGAACCCAGUGCGCGAGAACGAUUGAGUCGAGUCCGCAUAGUUCGUCCCGAUAGAGCCGAUGCCGUGGAGCAGUAUAUAGUCAAGCUAGCGUCCACAGGGGCCAUUUCUCGAAAAUUGGCCGAGCUGGACGUGGUAGACAUCCUUGAUGGAUUGUCACGCGACGAGAAGAAGAAGACGGCUACGAAGAUUGUGUUUGACCGCAAGAACACCAUUGACGCCGAAGACGACGAGGACGACUUUUUUGACUAG